AUGUCAGGCUCUGGCAAGAAAACUAGGGGCAGGCAAAAGAUUGAGAUGAAGAAGAUCGAAAAUGAGGAUGACAGGUUGAUCACAUUCUCAAAACGCAGAUCAGGGAUCUACAAGAAAGCAAGUGAGCUAGCUACUAUGUGUGGUGCUGAGAUUGCUUUUAUAGUUUUCUCACCAGCAGGUAAGCCCUUUUCAUAUGGUCACCCCUCUGUUGAAUCUGUUGUUAACCGCUAUCUUAACCAAAACCCCCUUCCAAAAGACAACACUCACCCUCUUGUGGAGGCUCACCGAAAGGUCAGAAUCAAUACUCUAGCCCAGCAGCACAAUGAGCUCGUUACCCAACUGGAUGCAGAGAAAGAGAGAGGAAAGAUGCUCGACCAGCUGACCAGCGGGAAAGAAACUAAAGGCUGGUGGGAAGCUCCCAUUGAUCAACUUAACCAGCAGGAGCUCGAAAAACUGUAUUUAUCUUUUGCGGAGCUUCGCACCAGUCUCCAUAGCAAGAUGAAAGAGAAGAGUGCUGAAGCCACUUCGUCACAGCUUGCUCCAAUGGAUCCUGCUCAGCUGACCACUCCAUUUCCUGCCAAUCCAUUCCCUACCAAUCUAAAUGAGCAAGUUCCUGCUCAGCUGAACGCUCCAUUUCCUACCAAUCUAUUCCCUACCAAUCUAAAUGAGCAAGUUCCUGCUCAGCUGAACGCUCCAUUUCCUACCAAUCCAUUCCCUACCAAUCUAAAUGUGCAAGUUCCUGCUCAGCUGACCACUCCAUUUCCUACCAAUCCAUUCCCUACCAAUCUAAAUGAGCAAGUUUCUGGUUUCUUUCCUCCUGGCUUCGGCCCUGGUCGCCAGUAG
Messenger RNA from Theobroma cacao (cacao), 843 nucleotides. It is a transcript of the gene AGL29, whose product is annotated as AGAMOUS-like 29. The record is from RefSeq and is a predicted model, not a curated record. Gene Ontology annotation, biological process: positive regulation of transcription by RNA polymerase II. Gene Ontology annotation, molecular function: RNA polymerase II cis-regulatory region sequence-specific DNA binding; protein dimerization activity; DNA-binding transcription factor activity, RNA polymerase II-specific. NCBI's taxonomy places the organism in Eukaryota, Viridiplantae, Streptophyta, Magnoliopsida, Malvales, Malvaceae.